AUGAAUCGACACUUGCAUUCUCCCACGGUGCUGACGGAAUUUGCACGUAAUUUUGAGGACGAGCAAGAAACUAUUUUUACAAAGUUAGUUAGCAAGCUCACUAACACUAGAAGCAUCACGAACGAGCCUGCCAAUCGGGCAGCAGCCGUUCUGCCGGAGGAACCGGUCAGUGGGCAGGAUGAAUCUUUACAAACCAGUUCACGGCCGGUGCCGAAAACUGAAAGUCGAACGGAAAGUUCCGGUACUCGUACUACCGCAACGAAAGCUCCGCUAGCGGAUUCGUAUAGCCUGCGCGGGUCCACUUCAUCAGUUGUGCCUUUGCCCGGUGAAGAACGCUCCUCAUCUAACGUACUACGGCGGCUAAGUAAUCUAGUUUCACAAAAAUCGACGACCACACGAAGCUAUAAGAACACGGAGCUGCCCAAAUUUUGGAUGCCGGACUCGACCUCGAUCGCUUGCUACGAUUGUUCGGUAAAGUUUUCCACCUUUCGCCGCAAACAUCACUGUCGCCUGUGCGGUCAGAUCUUCUGCACCAAAUGCUGCAAUCAGGUGGUUACCGGGAAAAUCAUUAACUGCUCGGACGAUCUGCGGGUGUGUAACUACUGCUCAAAGGAUGUGCUGACGUAUCUGAAGUCGUCCAACAUUGCGGCCGAUCUGAAGCCUGAUUUGAAAGCCCUGCAGGAUGAUCUGUCACAGAAGCUGUCCAGCUUGCAGCCAGCAGCCGCUGAUGCAAGUUCGUCGCCAACCGUCUCUAGCAGACGCGGCCAGCGCAAGAUAUCGGUCGGCUAUCAGGAGGAACGGUUUGCGACCAGCGCCGGAUCGGGCAUCUCGUCCGCUGACCGGAAGUCGAUUUUGCAACAAUCCAACUCUCUGAAAACGUUGUACGAUGAGAUGUGCCGCUUAUUGCCACUGUACAAUCGGGGUCACGAUCUGAUAGACUUUCUGUUCAGCAAACAAAAGUCGUCCAACAGUAUGCAAGCCGUUGCGAUACUGAACGCCAUGAUUGACGCGGGAUUUUUGAUCGCGAUUGGGGCUUCUUCGCCGGCGGAAGAAGAUUCAUUGGAGAUCUCGGAAGAGGAUCGUCGUGAUCUUGCCGAACAUCUGCAAAGAUUGCAGCAGACGGACCAAGGCGGCAGCGGAGGAUCGGCGGAGGAUGCAGACGAAUUGGGCGGAGUGACGAUCGAGUUUAGCGAAGAUACGGUGUACAAGCUGGCCGUUUUACAAGAUCGUCCCGGUGUUAGUAUUCCAGCUUCAUCUGCCAGCACCGGGUACCAUUUGGAGCUGAACUUUAAGUCCAGUUCAGUGUUGAUGCGUUCCGGCAACGAUGACCAGCUGUCGGUGGACAGUGAGGACGGUGCCAGGGUUGGUGCGAGCGGUGGUGAGUUUGGUGGCAGUGGCACCACGCUCAAUGCGGGCAAUCUGACCGACUCCGCUAUGGACAGUUCGUAUCGAAUAUCGACUGGAGCGAAAGCGCUGCUGCAGGUGUUCUGCGAACACGAAGAACUACUCGUCAAUCAGCUGCUUCGUGCUGCAAAUCUGGACCCAUCGUGGGCCAAAACCCUGAUCCCGAUCGUGGCACGAGUCGCGAACACGUUGCGCUUAGAUGCGGCUUACGGAACCGAUGCGAUGGACAUCCGGAACUACGUGUACUUCAAGAAGGUGCCGGGAGGGGAGCGAAACGAAUCGCAAAUACUGGGCGGAGUGGUAUUUUCGAAGAACGUUGCACACAAGGACAUGCCACAGAAGGUGGACAAACCGCGCAUACUGCUGUUGCAGUGCGCCAUCGCUUACCAGCGGGUGGAAGGGAAGUUUGUGAGCUUCGACACGCUGAUGCUGCAGGAACGGGGCUAUCUGCGGAACAAGGUUUCGAAGAUCAUCAGUCUCGGGCCGAACAUUGUGCUGGUGCACAAGAACGUGGCGGGCAUCGCGCAGGAUUUGCUACGCAAUAGCGGUAUUACGUUGGUGCUCGACGUCAAACUCUGUGUGCUGGAGCGUAUUGCACGUUUUCUCGAUUGCGACAUUAUCAGCUGCAUCGACUCGAACGUUGGGCAACCGAAGCUCGGUGUAUGCGAUCGGUUCCGCAUCCAAACGUUCUGCGAUGAUCAAGGUUCUUCGAAAACACUAAUGUGCCUCGAAAAGCAGCACAGCCCCCGUGGUUGUUGUGUGCUAUUGCGGGGCGCAAAACGUAGCGAGUUGGCCAAGAUCAAGAAAAUCGCUUCCUUGCUGCUGCUGGCGCGCCACAACUGGCGGUUUGAGAUGUCUUAUCUCUGCGAUGUGUAUGCGAUGCCUCCGACACCGCGUUCUAGCAUAUUCGAUUCAAAGGAAUCGAGCCCGUCCGAUGCACCGGAAGCUGCUCAGUCGAGCGAAGGAACAUUUGACAAACGCACGACCGGAAUGGCAAAAGAAAACACUUCCAUUACUGGUGACGCGCGAUUGUGCGGAACAUCAGAGACCAUAGCAAAGCUGACGACGCGCGAAAAUGUGGGUGAUUGGAGUGAUCCACUGCGGGCUGGAGUUUUGGAUCCGGCCGAAGACGCCAACGAGGAUGACACUUCGUUCGAAUUGGCCGUCGAAACACCGAACGAUAAUCGGUUUCGAGCAGCACUUAGUUCAACGAUCCUAUCACUCAGUCCGUUCGUUGGGUUUCCCCUUCCGUACCUGGAAACGGACAGUGGCCGAAAGUGUGCUCUACGGUGCUACUUUCCCGAUGAGCUCUUCUUCUCUCACCAGCUGGCCGAAGGUGCAUCGAGCACGGUGAGCGAUCGGUACCCUUCGUUACCCAACGAAAGCGGUGGAGCAACGGUAGCACAGGACGAGAAAGAUAAGCAGCUGCUUCCUCCUCACCCAUUCGUGACUCACAAGAUGACUUCUUCGGUGGAAAGCAAAGAGAUACAAACCAUACUGGCCAGCUUCUGUGCCACUGGUGGUCGUUAUCCGAAGGUGGCAAUGAGUAAGUUGAGUAGCCGAUCAACGAUCAUUGCCCAACGACCGAUCGAAGAGCUCGUGUACCGCGACGCGCUGGACAUUGAAAACCAUCAGCGUUUGCCAGUGCUAUUUUGCAGCUUCAAUUACAACGAAACCGUACCGUCCACGUUCUGCGCACCGCCCUCUUACUUGGACAUGCAAUUUUAUGGCCAAAACGAUAUCAUGCUCGGCCUGUUUCUCGAGCAGUACUGCUUCCAAAGUUCGUACAUAUGCAAGUCGUGCGAACUGCCAAUGAUGGACCACGUUCGACGGUACGUCCAUUCCGGCGGAUGCAUUCAGGUAAAGCUGGCGGAGGAUCUGGCCAAAAUGGACACCGGCACGAUACUAAUCUCCUCCAAGUGUGCCAUUUGCAACGAGUAUUCGAAACCUGCCCCGAUGUCGCACGAUACGUGGUGCUACUCGUUUGCCAAGUUUCUUGAGCUACGUUUCCACGGCCACGCGUACAAGAAGCGAAACUGUGAGGGGCUUUCGGAAGAUUCGGACACGGACGGAGCGAUGGUUUGUCGUCAUUCGUUGCAUCGUGAUUUUGAGCAAAACUUUUCCUACCAGGGCAUUGUGGCGAUCUUUCGCUAUACGGCCAUCGAUGUAUGGGAGCCAGUGCUGCCAGCGAUGUCGAUUGUGCUCGCUGUGGUGGCAGCUGCUAGCGGUUCCAACAACCGUACGAUCACCGAACAACGGACGGAGGAAAUGAAAGGGCUUGCUGUAAUGGGAUACGAUGUGUACGCGAAGAUUUUGGAAAAGCUAGCGGAAUUGUCCGUCGAUACUGACACGUUCGCGAAGCUGAAGAAAAAAGCGAAUCAAGAUCAGGUUGCCUUCAAGCAGCGGAUCGAGAAGGUGCAGAAGCUGAUGACUGAGGAAGUAAUUUCGGUGGAACUGAUCGAUGAUGCGAUCGUGUUGCUUAAACACACGAUGGCCGAAGCGAUCGAAGAGUGGGAACCGAAGUUGCACGAAAUUAUCACACAAGCAAAGGGAGCUGCCUCCAAACCAGCGGCCACAGACAGUGCUAGCAGUACGGUGGCGAUCGAUAACGGUACGAUCGCUACGGAAGAUUCCGUCACAGCACAUUCCAACGAAAACCCUGCUGCAGGUGACGAUAUGACGCUCGUGCCCAAUCCGGAAGAUGUUCCUAGCGAAGAGCAAUCAGCCGAUGGCAAGGGUGACCCCGAACAGCAUGCUCUCGGCAUCGAAGCGAACCAAGAGGAUGAAAAAGCGGGCAACGUUGGUGAUGAAAAGCCGGCGGGAAGAGAUAGUAUGAAUGAAAAGAAAACGGUCAAAACAUUGCUGAGUCAGUUCCUGUCAACGAACGACUAUUCGCACAUUCUAAGCUCUCCGCUGCCUGCGCACGAGCAUCACUGCUUGAAAGCGGGUCUGUUCCCGAUAGUGGUUAACGAUAUGGAUCUGGGUUCGUGCAUCGCGUACAGCCUUAUGUCGCAAGAGUACCGGAAAAUGUUGGAAACCAUGAACAGCGGAGGCAGUGGUGGAGUGUCCACGGUGGGUGUGGUAGACAAUAGCCCCAACCUUAAGCGCAAAUCUCAGUCCGUUAGUUCAAACGAGGCAGACGAAGCGACGGCCGCUGGUCACGUAAAAGCUGAAUCGGAUAAGAAGCAUAAAAAUUCCGCCCACAGUGAGAUUCACUUUCAGGACGCGAAUUGUAAUUUUGUGUGCAAAAUUUAUUUCGCCAAAGAGUUUGAUCUUAUGCGGUGUCAGAUUCUGAAGCGUCCGGUAGUGUCGUCGGGUAACAGUCAGCGGGCCGCUGGUACUGCAACAACCUUGGAGCCGCAUGUAUCCUCCUCAUCCAAUGGUACUGCUGCAUCGUUGGACGCACAGGACGCGGAAUCGAACGAUAUGAUCCUACGCAAGAUGUUUGCCCGAUCCCUCAGCAAGAGCGUGCGGUGGGAGGCUCGCGGUGGCAAGAGUGGAUCCAAGUUUAGCAAAACGGUCGACGAUCGGUUCGUGCUGAAGGAGAUGUCGCGCAACGAUCUAACGAUUUUCGAAAACUUUGCACCAAAUUACUUCGAGUAUCUUCAGCGGUGCAUUAGCUUAAAGCAAAUUACGCUUUUGGCCAAAAUUUUCGGCGUGUUCAAAAUAUCCAUCAAACGGAAAGAUAACACGACGGUCGAGAGUGCCGUGCUGGUGAUGGAAAAUCUGUUCUGCGGAAAAGAAAUCAACGAAAAGUAUGACCUAAAGGGCUCUGAUCGCAACAGGCUCGUGGAUCCUAGUAGUCAGACUGGCAGCGAGUGUGUGUUGAUGGAUGAAAACUUCAUUCAAAUGUCUUGGACGAAUCCGCUGUACAUUUUGUCCCACAGUAAAUCGGUGCUAAAGGAAGCAAUAACGCGAGAUGCAUGUUUUCUGAUGCAAAACGAAGUAAUGGACUAUUCACUGCUGGUUGGGCUCGACAGGACACAGAAGAAUCUCGUGAUUGGUAUUAUCGAUUACAUACGAACGUACACGCUCGAUAAAAAAUUUGAAUCGAUGAUCAAACAAUCGGGACUUAUGGGCGGACAUGGGAAGCUGCCAACGGUGGUUUCUCCGAAGGCGUACAAAACUCGGUUUAUCGGAGCCAUGGAAAGGUACUUUUUGUGCGUUCCGGAUCGCUGGGAGGGAUUGUCGAAGAAAUGAUACCACCGCUUGCUCUUCACUUUCCAGCUGUGUCUGGCAUACAGCCAAAUAUACAUUCUGUGGUUUGUACCAAUUCCACGUAUUAUCUGUUUUCAAGGGUACUUUUGUGUUACUGGUUUGUGGAUCAGCUAUACUGAUUAUGUUAAUUUCCAUAUUAAAUACACAAUAGAAACAGGAAAUAUCUACUUCAAUUUCAGUAUAAUGUUUUUAU
Molecule: messenger RNA, 5815 nt
Organism: Anopheles cruzii
Lineage: Eukaryota; Metazoa; Arthropoda; Insecta; Diptera; Culicidae
Gene: fab1
Product: putative 1-phosphatidylinositol 3-phosphate 5-kinase
Exons: 10
Coding region: 1-5604 (1867 amino acids)
Biological process (GO): phosphatidylinositol phosphate biosynthetic process
Cellular component (GO): endosome membrane
Molecular function (GO): metal ion binding; ATP binding; 1-phosphatidylinositol-3-phosphate 5-kinase activity
Source: RefSeq, a predicted model, not a curated record